UCUCGCGAGAGUUUCCGAAGUACACACUUCCGCUGUUGGAAUCCAGCUUCUAAAAUAUACCGUCGACAUGAGAGAAAUUAACUAUCACAUUGUGAUAUGUAUCCCUUCUCAGUAAAAAUGGUGCCAUCUCCUGGAGUGAAAGUCAUCCUUUGCCUUGGUCGAUCGCUGAUGUUGCAGCGGAGCUUUAGGCUUAUUCCUGUACAGCUGGCCUCAACCUCCCUUCCAAGGAAGCUUUGUAGUGUUAAUACUGAAUCACAGCUGCCAGCAAACCCAGAAAAUGAAUCACUUGUUGUGAACCUGAAUCUCAUGGGUGUUGAUGUCAAGAUGGCACGUAAACGUCAGCCUGGGGUUUUUCGUAAGGUUUCUACUAAUGAGAAAGGCCUUGCUGAGUUUCUGCAAGGAAAAGGUGCUUGCCCCCAAGAAAUUGCCAGCAUUGUGUCCCGUUAUCCCCGCGCAAUAACACGCUCAAUAGAACACUUGGAACAACGCUGGCAGCUGUGGAGAAAUGUGUUCAAGACAGAUGCGGAAAUUGUUAGCAUCCUGCAUCGCUCGCCUGAGUCUUUUUUCCGGUCUAGUGAUAACAAGAACUUGGAGAAAAACAUAGCUUUUCUUAUCUCACUGGGAUUGAACAUUAAACACCUUCAUCGGCUGCUGACCACAGCACCGAGGACAUUCUCCAACAGCGUGGGGCUCAACAAGCAGAUGGUAGAGUUUCUAAAAGAUAUUUGUGUAGAGCUCGGUGGAAAAAACCCAGAGCAGUUUGCAAAAGCUGUCAUAUCGAAAAACCUUUAUAUUCUCAUCAGAAGCACUAAAAGAGUGAAAACAAACAUAGAAAACCUGAGAACCUCUCUUAAGUUGAGCGAUUCAGAAUUGCUGACUCUUCUUCAAGGCCAUGGGGCAGACAUUCUUGACCUCUCUAAUGAGUAUCUUAUAAAAAACUUUAACAACCUUCAGCAGAAGAUGGCGUUACUUGGCUGUGAGAAAAAUGACAUCAAAAAGCUGGUUAUCAGUUAUCCAAUGAUUCUCUACAUUGGGCCAGAAACGUUAAACUCUAAACUUGAUUGCCUCUUGAAAGGAGGAAUAACAAUCAACCAGAUACUGGAGAAGCCUAAGGUGUUGGACUACAGCACAGAGAACAUUACAGGGCGACUGGAGGAGCUGCAGAAAGUGGGAUAUGACUUUAAGAAGCAUGGUAUCAACAUCCUGGAUUCCAGUAAAAAGCGAUUUGUUGCAAAGAUGGGGAAACUUACAGCCUUAUCUGAUGACUGAAUGUUGCAUCUUUGACUGUGAUGCUUACUACCUUUUUUUUUUUUUUUUUUUUAACUAUAACAUUAUAUUCACGUCUCAUAUUCCAAGAUUUUGUUCAUUUAUAUAAUGAUGAAAUCUUGAUAUUUGACUUCAAUGAAUUCUGUUUGGAUUAUUUUAAGAUAACCAAUAUUGCUGCAGUGGUUGUGUCAUUAUGAUUACUUAAAAAGUUAGUCUCUUCAUAAGUCUUUAAAAUAUCAGUUAAUUCACAAGACCCAAUAUAAAGUCUGUUAUUUUUUCAAUUAAUGUACCAUAAUUCCAGUGCAUUUACAUUUUGACAUCAGCAGCAUAUCCACACUGUUUAGAUCCUGUAAGUUGUCAGUGUUUCACACUUAAAUAUCCUCUAAACAAUUGCUCAGCAAUGCUGAGUUAACCAGUUGGCUGGUUAACUUGUUUCACCCAAAAUAUGAAAUAUUUGUUGGCAAAAACAUUUUUAUAUCACUGCAAAGAACACAUUUCCCAUAAUAUACACAGGAAGAAACAUGCACAUUCUCCCUGCUUGAUGGUAUGAUUUUCAUCUGAAGAUGUAAUGUUGGAAUAAAAAUUACAGUUAAAAAAAGUGUACAU
Melanotaenia boesemani (Boeseman's rainbowfish) is the source of this 1872-nucleotide messenger RNA. Its product is annotated as transcription termination factor 1, mitochondrial. The transcript is spliced from 2 exons. The coding region runs from base 97 to 1269 and encodes 390 amino acids. Gene Ontology annotation, biological process: regulation of DNA-templated transcription; termination of mitochondrial transcription. Gene Ontology annotation, molecular function: double-stranded DNA binding. Gene Ontology annotation, cellular component: mitochondrial matrix. Lineage: Eukaryota; Metazoa; Chordata; Actinopteri; Atheriniformes; Melanotaeniidae. The record is from RefSeq and is a predicted model, not a curated record.